UCACGCCCGCCCUCCUCCCGGCGUGACAACUGGCGUACCCUGACUGCAAGCGGUAAGCACACACGACACCACACACAUGCGGGUGCACGUCACUUUGUUGUGGUUUGUGCACAGCCAUGGCGCCCACUCACCCGUCCUUCGCUGCACUGGGGGAGGGCGGCACAGGAAGAGAAGUGUUACUGAGGGGAGACACAGAAGACACAUAGGCACGUGUAUGUAUCUGCUCAUUGUGAAGAUACGUACUCCGACUUCUCCUUCUGCUGUUGUUCUGCUUGCAGCUCCGGCGCACUUGGCUCCACCAUUCCGCUUGCCGGAGCUGCCAAGUUCGGCACUGACCGAGCGACAAGAAGAGGGAGGGAUAUAUAGGUCCACAGAGCACAGAGACAUGUACCGAAACCCCCCACCCGCGCACCUUUCUGUGCUUGCGGCUCCUUGGGAGUGUGGCUUUGGAACCAACGCGAAAGAGGAUUGAACGAUCGCUCCGUGGACGGCUUACUGACGCAAAAUGGACACUUUGUCCACGUGUGUGUCCGUGUGUGUGUCUGUGCGUGUAGUUGUGUGGGUAGAGUACCCCCCCUUCUUUUCGAAGUAGUAGAAGUAGACGGCAGUUGAGACAAUCGCGGCGAAGGCAAGCACGGAGAAGGUGGCCACUGCCGACACAUGCAUGAAUACAGACAGACGUGCACUCAAGGGUGAGGUCUCUGUGUGUGGCGUGGGCAGUUGGCGUUAUAUGUGUACCCAAGGCGACAAUGAUUACGGGGGUCUUCUUGCUCUUCUUGCGGCCUUUGACUUGCCGGCCCUCGAGCUGCACAGACGCAUCGAGACAGGGACAGACACAAUCGUGCACAUUCACUUGUUUGUGCGCAUCCGUACUUCUGUCUUUGCCAGGAAGUCGGGGUCGAGCUGCGACGCCACACUCUCGGGCAGCAACUCUAUCCCUGCAUCCAUACGUGCAUACUUCUUCGUAUGCGUCUACGUGAAUGCAGACCGUUGGUUGGUACCUGACGCGCCGCUGGCUAUGUUGGCUUCGCUCAGCAGCCUACUGCCCGUCGUCCUGUAGAUGGGCUGCAUCGAUUGAUGACAUAAAUGCAUCCAUCCGUCCAUCCAUCCAUCAAUGUCACACAGCAGCCUACCGCCUGGUCGAGGUCGACGUCAUAAAUGCGUAUGGGACUAUCGGGCGACUGCAGCUGCUGCAUCCAACUGAAGACAGACACAUGAGGGCACUCAUACCAUGCAUGAGACACACUCACAGGUGUCUGUCUGUGUGCCCACUUGAGAGUCAAGUCCCCUUCGUCCUCAACUGUGGCUGAGUGGACUCUGUGCGCAGACAGAGAGGGUCAUGAGUUCAGACACAACGACUUGAGUGCUGACGGGCUGCGUCGCCUGCCUGAAUUUCAUGUUGACGGAGCCGAGGUUGAUGUCGACGAUCAGCACAUUUUCCUCCGAAACGUUCAGCGUCUGUGCCACGACUGUCAAGGGACACACCCGUGGGCGCCAGUUGUGUGUGUAUUCAUGUGUGGGUGUGGGUGUGCGGGUGCACCAUUUCUGAGUUCGGCGAGGCUGGCCGUGUUGUUGACCAGCUCUUGCAGCUCCUGUGUGCAAGGAGAUGCAUUGAUGCAUCAUUGGUAUGCCCGGCAUUUUCUGUGUAUUAACCUGUUCACCUGGUAGGUGAAGUUCUUCGUCAUGAUGAUUUCCUCUGCCUGCAUUUAUGCAUUGCGAUCAAUGCACACGUGCACGUGUGAGUGGACUGGGUGCGUACGUCUGUGUCGUUGACGUCGAAUGCUUUGAUGGUCACUUGUAGCACGUCCAGAUCCACAUCGUCUGCACAGACGCAUGGGGAUCGCGUGUGAAUGCAUCACGCAUCGAGCGUGCCGCAUUGUGCCCUUGCCGAGGUCGAUGGGCGGCUGAGUGGGUGUCGGCGGCCGCGGGGCGAGGAAGUCGCCAUCGGAGGGCUUCUCUGCCUCUACACACACACACACACACACACACACAUGCAUACGUGUGAGUCUCUUUUGCGCGAAAGAGGACACACAGGGGUAGUGUGUACCUGCUGGUACGUAAACAGGAUACUGCUUCCUUGUAUCAGUGUAGUCGAGGGCCGUCUCUGAGAACAGAAAGAGCAACCCACACACAUCCAUGUGGGGGGCCUUCUUGCGACGCCUAAUGGCAAUGCUGACUCAUCAUGACGGCGAAUCUAGGGUCGGUGGGCAGCAGAAUCCUGUCGAUGAAGUGGACAGUCGUGUCUUUGUUGACGCGUACGUUGGCCUUGACGAUCCGUGCGCUGGUAUAUCCGUAGUACGGAUGGCCCAGAGACACGAACACGGGAGUCUUCAGCGACCGAUAUAUGCCCUGCACACACACGUUUCUUUGUCCGCAGAGAGAGACACUGUACAUGUGUGUCUUUGAAUGUGCCAGGAUACAUCGUAUUGCUCGGCUUGUCGGCAAUUGGGGCAUGACAGCUUGUGCUUCUGCGUGAGUUUGGAGUAGAUAUGCAGCUCCUGGCUGUCGUACGCGUAUCCACUGGCCAGCUGCAGAGUGUGUUUCUCGUCCUUGAUCUUCGCGGGGUCGAUUCGCGAGAGAACAAAGUGGUGAGACAAAAUCUGUGGACACCCGAGCAGACACGUGUGGGUGUGCCUGUAGGCAUUCGCAUUCGCAGCUGCAUUGUUUGUGUACUGACCACGUGCAGGAUCUCCUGGUAGUACGGGACGAUGUGUGGGUAGGCAUUUGCAAAGUCCUCCCACCUGAGUUUGACAUCAACGGGUGUGUCUCUGUCUCUCGCUCGAGGCCUCAACGUAGUGUGUGUCUCACGCCUCAUUCGUCGGCACAAACAGCUGCACAACCACUCACACACACGCAUGUGCGCGUGUAGAGGUCCAUGUGUGUGCAGGUCUGCGUACCGUCCUGCCUUUCUUUUCUGCCUGUGUGUCGAUGUACUCCCUGAGCUUGGACACGUCCACAAACCUCAUGUACUCGACGAACACCGACACCUCCUGAGCACAUGACAAUCAAGAGGUGUCUCUCUCUCCCUCUCUCUCUUUCUCUGUAUGUGUGUGCCAGCUACGUCGUAUUUGGGGUCCUGCCACCACUCCGGCAGCCUCUUGCCGAUCCUGCUGUGGCAGUUUUUGGGGCCGGUGAUCGCGGAUUUUGCCUUCCUACGGGGGUACCCCUGCCACCGCGUGACAUCAGCCACAGACACCGGUGUGGCGAUGCACAUGCUGCAGAUGGAUGGAACGUGCGUACGUGCCUUAGUUUCCGUAAAAAGACGGCACUCUUUGUCGGCCCAGUAGUAGGUGAAGUGCUCGCACUUUUCGUCCUCCCAACACAAUGCCUGGGCAAAGACAAGACAAUGGACAGACAGUGGGCAGAGACACAGGCCGGCGGAUGAGUGGGUGCGUGCCUGGCACUUGUAUACGGUGGCAACGUCGGACUCAUCGCGAUAAUACGUAUACUGCUGCCCAUCGCCUGCUCGGCGAGUCUAUGUGUGUCUAUGUUUGUUUGGUGGAUAUAUGCGUGUGUCGUUCUUACUGUCGAGUGACAGCCUGCAUUCGUCAUCACAGUCGACGAUCUCAUAGCCGUCGUCAAAACAAGAGGGCAGGUGACCUGCACGCCCACGUUCGUCGGUCCAGCUGUCAGCGUGUGUCUCGGGCUAAUGAACUGACUUACUCCAUUCAUAGCACUGCUCCUCGUCCACACAGGGGUCCUUCCACAGCAUGCACUUGGCAGAUUCCAGCUGAAUGACACACAAACAAGGUACUCAUGUGGAGACACACAUGUAUGUAUGUGUAUACCCCUCCGAUGCAUCUGGCGUUGACGUCCUUGCAGCAGUGGGUGUCUCCGCAGUCGCCGUACAGCUCCCCACACUCACAGGCACGCUUGCCCGUGACGCUUUUUUCUGUAUCGUCUUUGUAUGUCCACAGGGGCAUGUUGCGGUAGCCGUACUCCUCGUCCAGUGUGGAGAGUGUGUAAAGUUUGCAUAUCUGUACGAGAGAGAGUCAAGGGACACGUGUGUUCUUAGUAUUUGUCUUGUUCUACCCUCUCGGCGUCGUCUCCUUCGCCCAAAUACAGGUUGAAGUAGUGGCAACUGGCCUUUUUCUGGCACUUGGACUGACACCUGCGCUCAUGCGUGUCGCACUCCAUCUGUCGCCAAUGUAUGUGCUUACUGGAGUAUUUCGCCCUUGUCAAUGGUCUUCUUUUCUUCACUCUCUUUCCAGUCAUUCUCUUUCGCCUGCACGGCGUGAUUGAUGCACGUAUCGAUCAGACACACACACAAACGAAGGGCUGCCCUGCCGCGCACCUCCUUAUGGGUCCACUUGAUCGCCUCGACAAAUCUGCCGCCCUUUGUCGAUCCCAAGUACACACAGCCCUCGUCAAAAUCUGCCCACGCCCACACACACGCAUGACGCAAACCUAUGUCUGAAUGGCAUUGUGAGGGAGGAUAUACGUAUACCAUCGAUUUUGAACAAGACAUCUGGUUCGGUGGGCACGUCUGGCUCUGGCUCGAUGUCGGACGGGAGGUCCGGCUCGUACACGGGGGAGGGGGCAGCAGUGGUUGUGACCGGCUCCACUGCUGGCGGGACCUUACCUGUGCAGAAAUGCGUGUCGGCUUCUGUGUACAAGUGCGUCGCUCUUCUUGUGGGACUGUAUGGGUGGGCACUGCGUGCGUCGCACCUGGCAGUUCGCAGUCUCUGUGUGUCGUGUACGCCCCUGUGUACUUUUUCCUGCAUGUAACACGCCGAUGCAGGAAUGGCACGGAAAACACACAGAUGCAUCUCCGUGUGUCCAUGAAUGUGUGUGGGUACAAUGUGGACCGUCUGGUGUAUUUGCCAUUCUCUUGGCCCUCCAUCUCGGUAUACAGAUGGCAGUUGCUCCUCCGGAUUGACAGUACCUGCGCAUGUGUCAUGUCGUGUCAUGUGGGAAUCCGGCAACAAGAAUGUAUCCGUGUGGAUGCAUUCGUGCACACACCAGUGAGAGUUUGAUUGUGUCAUCCGCCGAGAGGAUUUGGUCCUCCUCAUCACCCUCCUGUGCAACAUACAUACAUACAUACAAGAGUACGUGUCUCGCCUGUAUACAAACGGACAGAUAUGCGUGUGCCAUGACAUGCUCACCGCUCGAGUGCUUGUUGUGUUGAGCAGGGGCACCAGCACGGUCUCGCCCACCUGCCACUCACACACCCAUACACAUUCGUGUGUGUGGGGGCAUGGAUGGGCGUCUGUCUGGUGUGGUUAUGUUGGGUUGCGGCACUGGCCGACAUGUCGUGUGGUGUGGUGUGGCCACUUCUACACUGGCACCGACCUCCGUAGCGUAAGGGUAGAAGUAUGUCUCGUUGAUGCAGUAGAGAACGGGGAAGGGCGGAUCCCGGUUCUCUCUAUCCUGCGUGCAUAUGAUGGCCUCACGUGUCUCUGUCUACGUCCCUACGGUGUUACCUCUAUGUACUCGGUGAUGUUCUCUCCGAAUUGCUGGAGGUAUGUCCGAAUGUCGUCCGCAUCGAAGGGCUCCUGGACAUACGAACGAAAAUCAUACAUUCCGAAAGCCUCCCACACAAUGCAUCAUCCGUGACGUCCACUACCCUUUUGUCGAUGUCUUCGGCUUCUGGGAUGAUGAUCACCUGCACAAACAAACAUUGGUUUCAGACGGGAGUGGAUAGCACACGUGUGUGUGUGUUUGUGUGUGUGUGUGUACCGUCUUGUCGAGUUUUGGCAGCAAGACGAUGACAAUCGCGUCGUCAUCUGGACGCAUCGAGCAAGGUUGUCCCCGCACACCCAGGCAUCUCAGGAGACUGGGUGUGGCGUACCUGGGUCCCGGUCGGGAAGUAUCUUUUGGAAAAUCUUCCUAAAGGCAGCGAGACCGAUCUUGGGCAGCCUGAGACACAAACAACGCACGUAUACAACACACAGGGACAGACGUCUGGCUGGCUGCCUUAAACCUCACUUGGACUUCCCAUCCCUAUCGAAGAUGUCCAAAUGGAGAAAGGAAUCCUGAACGGGGAGAGAGAGAGACAGCCCGCUGGUCUACAUGGUCGCCUGCUCUCUCCGUCCAUGAUCUACGUGCCUCCGGUAAGGUUUGUAAGGCCCUCCUGGCAGCUGCCUCGCUCUCAUACUCAGACUCAUAAUCUUGCUCAACGCCGCCCUGGAUCUCCUGUGUUUUUGCAGGACACACAGACCGAUAUAUGGCGGAUAAAGAGGGGUUGGCUCACGUUGAUGAUAGGAACGAUGACCGCCUGGUUGGCGCAGCUGAUGAUGGGAAAGGAGUAGGGGAUCCCCUGGCUGUGGGUGGAGGAUAUGCCAGCCAUGCACACAGAUGUCCAUACGACGCACUGCGCUCGCCCGUACUUACGCGAGUAUGUCCUGGUCGACGAGUGGGUAUCUCCUCUUCUUGUCGAGGUAGGUGACGUACUUGCAGGUGGGCGACUUGAAGCACAGGGCCUGCAUAAGAACACGCAUAUGUGUGUACGUGUCAGAAAGGCGUGCGUGUGUGUGUCGUGCACACCUGGCAUUCCUCCACGGAGGACGCAUUUAGCAAACUGCAUGGAUGGAUGAGACUCUUGAACCACCCAUGAUGACAUAUUCGGAAUGAAUGUCAACUUACGCGGCGGGUGGGUUGUAUGCGAUCAUGUGUGCGGGUGUGUGGUUGACCGACUUCCACACUAUCGCCUCGUCAUUCUUCAGGCAGUCUAUCUCUGCACACACGUAUGGAAGCACACACAGACGGAGAGUCCCUGCAUCCCAUGUUCUUUCUAUGUGGCAUCCACCCACCGACCUUCCAAGGCUCUCAUCCGCCGCUUUCUCUCCCUUCUGCUCACUGUACACACAUUCGCUUGUUGUACAGACUCUCACUCACUAGAGCGUGUGCUUGUACGUGUCAGUCUGCGUCGCCGUCGAUCGCCGUUAUCGUCAUCGUCAUCGUCAUCAUCGCCUGCAUCCACGCGUGUACACGUACGUGUGUAUGUGUGCGCAGUUAGUAUGCAUGUGUGUUGUUCUUACCUCUGUACUUGUCAUCUUUGUACUUGUCAUCCUUGUCAUCGUCGUAAUCUACAUUCACACACAUACAUGAAGAGACGCGAUGACAUGCACGCAGCAAUCGAGCAGCACCGUCUUUGUCCGGGAGUUUCUCGUAUAUGUCCUUCAAGCGCUUGGCUGUUUCGGCAGAGACACAUACAUUGGGACGUGCGCUCAGUGCGCAGCGGAUCCGUGCGUACCGAUGGCGUAGAGGAGGUCAAUGAUGGUGUACUCCCUCUUCUUGUCGUAGUACCAAUCCGGCACAUGGUAGCCCUGCCCAGGUAACAUGCACACGUAUGCAGACGCGCUAGAAAAGGAAUACGUCUGAUCGUGCAGCCCACCCACUUCGUAUUCGUAGUAAUCGUGCAGAAUAUACCCUGUGUGCCGAUCCUCGUCGUAAUAGUCGCCCUGAUUCAUCAGGAUGAAGACACGAUGCAUUUAUGUUCCUAUGUGUCUGAUCUCAUGAGGUCAGCCACCUUGAACUUGCCGUAAAACCACUGGACGACUGAGUAGCGCUGCUUGAUGUAAUCGUAGUACUUGUGCACCUUUGUAUUUGUUCACACACACCCAGGAUGAAGAGACAUUGAUGCCAAGAGGCGUGGGCAGCCGUUCUCUUACAUUGUCAUAGUAGCUAUACAGAUCCUUCUCGCCGGUCCACUUGUCUUUGAUCUCUAUCAGCACACACACACACACAGAGGGACACACACACACAGUGGGACACACUCGAGUACUAUGAGUCGUGUUACUUUCAUAGAACUCGACGAUCUUGUCGUGCUUUUCCUUGAUCCUUUCGUGCUUUUCUACACUCAAUGGAUCAAGGAAAAGCAGCUGUCCAGUGUAUCUCUGUGUCUAUCUCACCGCUUAUGGCGUCGUAGCAGUCAUCGAUGUCCUUGUAGUGGUCAAUCAGCUUGCUUGAGCUGCGAACAUCACAAAGACAGACACACUCCCAUGACACGAAUGGCAUGCCACGUGUGUCUGUCUGUACGUGCCUGUCCGCGGCCGUUUUCCAGAGUUCUUCAUACUUGUCGUCCAUGUUUCGGUGGGCAGACCUGUGUGUUUCAUGGGUGGGCGGAUGUGUGUGGGUGUGGUGUAGGUCUGCAGUGGCCUAGUGGCUCACCGGACGCCAUCGUAUAUCUUCCAAAUGUUCUCGUAGUAGCGGGCGAUGUUGUGGUGGUACCACAGCACCUUGGGACACACACAUACAUGGAAAAAGUGAGCGACGCAGAAAGGGGCCCCACCCACCGACUUACAGUACCCCACCUCUUCGUAUUCCUUCUUCCUCAGUCGGCAGUCCGUGUGUCGGUGGAUCCUGCUGAUCUGCAUGGUUGAUCUGUCUGUCCGUCUUUAUGUCGGUCUGUCUGUCUGUCUGUGGGCUGGCUGUCUCCUGCCUGACCUGGUGCUUGAUGCGAUCGUACUCGCGCUGAGGUGAGUGGGUUCGGGUUGCAAAGACAGACAGAUGCACACACAGUACACAGAGGAUGUGCGUACUGCACUUACUUUGAUUCGGUUGAACUCUCUCUUGAUGCCUUCGUAGGUGCGCUGCUUGAUGCGGUCGCAGAUGCGCUGCACACGCAAUGUACAUGCAUUUCUAUGUGGGGGGUUUGUCUGCGUCUGUCCGUACCUUGAGCUCGUUGUAUUUCCCCUUGAUUCUCAUUUCUAUCUGCAGACAGGAAUUUGUGCACGUUCCGGCCCUGCAGCUGCCAGCCUGUGUUGACUUGGCUGUGCUCUCACCCUCCACGGGUAUUUGGUGUAGUAGUUCUUGAUGGCAUCGAACUUCGACUUGAUCCUGACAGACAGACAGACAGACAUUUAUGCAGACAUCCAUGUAAGUAUGAAGUACCUGUCAUAUUGCCUCUUGAUGUCAUCAAGAUCCCUCUUCAUCUGCACACACACACCCACACACACGCACACACAUCAAGAGGGAUGGGUCGAAUGGCAUUCGUUUACAUCGUCGUAUAGCCGUUUGAUAUGGUCGAUCUUGUCCCUGAUCUUGCCGUGGUGUUCCCAAACCUGCGGGUGUGUUCGUGUGUGAGAGUGUGUGUGAGUGAGUGUGAUUGUGAUUGUUCACGGACGUCGUUGCAGGUGAGCGACUCCUCUGGGUCAUAAUACUCGUCGUCCUCUUCCUUUUCGUCUGCCACACAAUGGGCAGCCAGGCAGGCAACACAACAGAGCACACAUACAUGCGGCAAUGCGCGGCUUGUUGUGUUGCUCACCCUUGUCGUCUUCUUUUUCCUUGUCCUCUUCCUAAACCAUCGAAUCGACAUAGUACGCCUGUGCCCUGCCUGCAGUCAUACGUGGCAUACAUACUUUCGGAACAAGGAUGAUUUCGUCGUCAUCAUCGCGCUUUUCCUCCUCCUGUUUGCACACACGUCUCGUGUGGACACACUCAUGUACGCAGAAACCCGCCAAGGUUCGUGCAUAUGCAUGUGUGUAUAUAUGAGAGCGUGCCUCUUUGUCGUCUGGUUGCUCGGGAGGGUUCUCCAUCGUUAUCCGCACGAUCUUGGUCUUCUUGUACCUACAUGCGCAUGCGCACAGAGAGAGACACAGCCACGUACAUGGAGACACGUGCGUGCGAGUAUGGAUGGUAUGCUGUUCGUUCGGCUCACUCACUUGACUACUUUGUCGCAAUCGUACGGCGGCAGGAAGGUGUACCAAUGCUGCACGAAGGUGGGCGCAAACGCUUUUGUGCGUGGGUAGGUGCGUGUGAGAGUCCCAUAUAGGCACCGAGUCGGGAUAGUAUUCGAGUGGCGUGCACUUGGGCUCCACAGCCAGCACACGGAUCGUCAGAUCCUUGCCUGUGUGGUUGAUUGAUUCGUCGACGCACACAUACAAGGGCAGCCCUUGAUCGGCCAUACAUGGAGGUCUCUCUCUCUCACUCACCCUUGGCCGCCUCUCUCCCCUGCUGGGCGACUUCCUUCAUGGCUUCCUUUGGCUCAAUCUCCUCGUAAAAGUCCGGCUGCAUACAUGGAUGUCUGGGUGUAUGCUGAGCCGCAUGCAAGCGCGUGUGUACCGCCCACCUACCCACCUUGGUCGCUCUGUCUGAGUCCCAGUAGUCCUCCCACUUCUCUUCAUACUUGGCAUAGCCAUCACGGAACCUCUCAGCUGCACACAGACUCCCCCGAGAUGCAUGUAUGUAUGUAUGUGUAUCCGCCCAUUCCGUGUCGAAGGUAAUCACCCAUUUUGUGGAGAAAGAAUGGGUAGAUUUUGAAGUCGCUGUAGCUCACGAACCAGUGGUACGGGAAUUGCUGCAGCAGGGAGACGCGUGAUCAGGGAGACAUCGGUGAAUGAGAGGGGUCAUCUGCGCACCUACCUCUUCAUUGGUGUUCCUCUUCUCCCAGGGGAUGAUUUCGAGCAUCUUGCCCUUGUACCACUUGUCCACAUCUGCAAGCCCCUCCCCCCCCAUCAUUACUCAGUGCACUGUGGACUCCGUGCACUCCAUGCGUUUGUGCAUAAGGUGUAUACCCCCGUGCAUCAUUUUCCACUCGAUGGCCUUGUUGGUCUUCAACCGAAUGUCUGUCAGCUUAUCUGCACACACAGAGAUGGGUACAUCGAUAUACGCAGGCAGCCCGUGCGUAUGUGUGUCGUACCUCCCUGGUAGUACUUCUGCUUCUCCUCGACGUGGUACAACUGCACAUACACACACACACACACACACACACAUAUGCAGCUGAUGUAAAAACUCUUUUCCAUUCGGGUGCGUGUGCCUGUGUGCGAAGGAAGGUACAUAGAGUUUCUUGUCUUGGUCGUCGUAAGCUGUGAAGUACACGGCUCCGGACUUGACCGCCGCCCACUGCACGUGCGAGUAGUCUGCCAGCUGCGAAACGAUACAGACACACAACAGAGCAGAAACACAUAUGUGACCCUACGUGUUCUUCGGCUGCCUGCUUGCCUGGUAUAUUUUGGCGCCGUCGUACGCGCACAGUUGGUAUCCGUCUUUCUCGCCAUACUCUACUGACUUGUACUGACGACAUACAGACACGUGCGCAUAUGUAUGUGUGUAUGUGUAUGUGUAUGUGCACACGAAGUGAGUACUUACUCUCAUGUAGAGGAGGUCCCCGAACUUGAAGAGGAACUCGAACGAUUGGAUGCUGCCCACCUGUGUGUAUGUGUGUGUGUGUGUGUGUGUGUAGAGACAGAGAGACACACACACAAAGGACGUGGCUCUUGUGUCUUGGUGUGCGCAUGUGCCUGUGUGGCUGCUCACUUCUCCGAUGAGCCUCUUGUUGCCCUCCUUGUCCAGCGAGAUAAGCCAGUCGCUCUCUGACACAGUAGUGCAGCAUACCACAGAGGCGCACUCAUACGUCGUACAUGCAUUCAUUCAGCGUACCAGUGUCGCCUUUGCCGGUUUCCCCAAGCCCCAACGAAUGCGCCUGGGAGCAGACAGACAGACAGACAGACUGGUGAACCUGUGGUGCACUUGUGUGUGUGCAUCAAGACGUACAUACCUUGAUGAGCAGUCUGCCGUCGUACUCGACCGUCUCAUCGUACUCGAGAGCGAGAUGGUAGAUCUGUACGCAAUACACACGAGUGUAUAUGCUGAUGUGUGCGUGUGUGCGCACCGACCGUGUCGCCGCUGAUGAAGGUCACGUCGCUGUCCCCUGCUCAAAUCAUGUAUUUGGACACAUAGAGAGAGAGGGAGAGAGUGCACAGCGUCAUUACAGGCACAUGCGCAUGCCGGUACCUUGAUAUUCGAUUUCUGUCUCUUCCACCUCCUCCCCGAUGUAAAAGAAUAUCUUGCCAAGAUCCUAAACGUGAAUACGGGGUGACUGGUGCAAACGAAGGUACUUACUGGCCGUCCCGCGUGUGGGUGUGUGUGAGUGCCUGCAUCGUCUUGUCCUUGGUAUUGUACAUGCACAGAUUGCCGUUAAGGGCACGGAAAAAGAGGACAUGCUGCAGAGGGAGGGAAGGAGGGAGGGAGGGAGACAUAUACGCAUCAUGGCAUGGAGUCCCGAGUGGUGGUUGGUCGGUGGUCGGUGGUUGGGUACCUCACAUGCGCCGAUGAGUGAGUAGAUGUCCACUUCCUUAUCCUUGAAGGCCACCCUCUCCCACUCUCUGCACACACACACACACACACACACGCACACACACACACAUUGAAAUGCAUCUGGCUGUGCGCAUGUGGGCCGAAUUCUCACUCUUUGUCGACGUCGUAUCUGUAGAGGGAUCUGUGUGCCGUGUAUAUGGCGACCGAUUCCUUGUCGUCGUCUCCCUUGGCCACCACCUUCACAAGCUGCGUAUGAACGCACACCCCUCCACGCAUAUAUACUCUUACAAUUGGAGCAGUCUUUCGUAUGUACCUUUGUGGGCGUCCAUUUGGUGGUUUCGUCGAACGAGGUGCACCCAAGUAUCUUGCUCUUGUCGCCAUCGUAUGCCACCAUGCAGAUGUCUUCGGCGUACCACAGCUCAAAGACGAACCAUUCUAAGUCGCCUUUGUGCACAAUGACGCCUCUCUCCAGGGGUGUGAGGGGCGGAUACCGCACAUAGUGCCUGGAGUCGUCUGCAUGUUUUCACAAAGAGGCACCCUUCUACGUACAAACACAUUUUAUACAUGUUGUGAGCAUACGCACCUCCUCGAGGCACGGGUAGCACAGUCGGCUUGAUGAUCGCCUGGUCGCCGUACACAGGCGAAAACAAGAAAGAGACAGCUCCACACGUAAAGCCAUCAUAUGCUUUGCUUGUGGGUGUGCGUACGGCGUCAGAGAUGCCUCCAGCGUAGUCCCCCUCCUUGCCUUCCUUCUGCAGGACCAGCAGGAGGCUCUUGUCGGUGAUGGGCUCCCUACCUGAGUCAACCACAUGUGUUUCCUUGUGGCUUGAGUAAGUACAUGCUCACCGAGAACGAUCAUUUUGUCCUUUAUGGGGACGCCUUUGGGGUAGAUGUAUGAAACCGGGACGCCCAAACCUGCACAUGUGCCGAUCGAUGAGUAUCCGUGUCUGUCUUUCUCGUGGGCUCGUUUGCGUACCUUCCUCCUGCAUGUCGACGAGCUUCCGCACCUGAUGCGACUCCGAGUACUCAUCUGCACAUCGACAACACGUCAUCCAUUGAACCUUUUGAUCCAUCCAUAUGCUUGCCUUCUGUGAUCAAGUCCCCUAUAGCCUCCUUCUUCUUGUCCUUCUCAUCGCUCGACGCCACAAAGCACAGUGACAGCAGCAGGAGGGUGAAUAAGUCACAGACGAUGGAUGGAAACAUCCCCAU
Molecule: messenger RNA, 13188 nt
Organism: Vitrella brassicaformis
Lineage: Eukaryota; Vitrellaceae
Source: the annotation of a GenBank genome assembly